Somion occarium is the source of this 2024-nucleotide messenger RNA. The record is from the annotation of a GenBank genome assembly. Lineage: Eukaryota; Fungi; Basidiomycota; Agaricomycetes; Polyporales; Cerrenaceae.
ACCCACGAUCAUAAGCUGAAGGGCCCGACCCCCUUGUACGCUGCUGGAAGGCGCAAUAUCAGCUCUGACGAGCUUUCAGUCUCUCCUGAAGCUGAGACUUUCAUUCCAAUCACCAUGUCAAAUCUAGACGACACUAAAACCAGUGUGGAGAAACUGAAGGCUGAAGGGAACGCUUUCCAUACUCAAGGACAUCUGGAGGAUGCAAUCCUCAAGUAUACGGAAGCCAUUCAACUUGACCAGGGUAACGCCAUCUUGUACGCAAACCGUUCGGCGAGCCAUCUAUCCAUGAAAAAUUAUCUCGAUGCAGCUUGUGAUGCCCGCCAGGCUGUGGUGAUUGACCCAAGCUAUACAAAAGCUUGGGCUCGUCUUGCGAAGGCCACGCAUGCGUUGUGGCAAUAUGAUCAAAGUAUCAAGGCCUGGAAGCGAGCGUUGGAGACACUUCCUGUAAUCUCAGUUUCUCAGUUGUCACCUACAGAUGCACAUUUCAAGCAACAAUUCGAAGAAGGUCUGAAAGCUGCUGAAGAUGCUCACGCACGACAGGUCUCCGGCGAGUCAUCCAACCCGCACCUUGUUAGCAUGAAUGAUCCCAGCAAAAUGCCGUGGAAUAGGGCAAUGGCCCUCAUGCCUGAGCUGGAGAGAACUCAGACUGCCGACUCGAGCGCUUGGGUUAUUGUUCCAGCAUACAGGGAGUUUAAUGAAGGUGUGCAAGCAAUGAAAGCGCUUCGACUUCUUCCAAAUAGAUCCGCAUAUGGACAUUAUGGGGCCCUGGCUGAUAUCACUAAUGGUAUCUUGCGAGACCGUAGGGUGUUCCAUAUGGAUGGUGCGAAUUGGUUAGAUCAAUAUAGGAACCAACGUGAAUUUGCAUUUGAGAUUACACAAAGUGGAGCCUGGGUAGAUGGCGGUGUGGAACAUGCCAAGCGCCAGGCGGAGAAUACCCUACGAGAGAAGGGCUGGGACACAGCUCGCAAAGCUCUGGCGAUCACUGUGAGGUCCUGGUUCAUGCGGGCUUUCCUCGAGGAAGGAGCUCGCCGUAAUGCCCGAGUGGCGACACAAUUCUAUGGCAGCGCUCUGACGUUACUAGAAUGGGGGCAAACGAAGUGGAGAGACGUCUCGAGGGAUGAUCGGGGCGCAAUCUUUGAGAACACUUUCGUGAGAGGCGUUCGUAGGUAUUAUCUGAGUGCAUAUCUUAUGGGCGUAAAGGACCAUGGAGACGGUAGCGUGUAUACUCUCGACAGGGCAGAAGCUCUGGCUCUCGCGAUGGUCAAGGAGGUCAGUGACAACUGGCCUCGUGGCAACGAAGAGUAUGUCCAAGACAGGGGUUUCUACUACUCCUUUGUUGUCUACCCGAGAGCAGAAGCAUAUUCUACCCUAGGCUUCGUAAACAUGGAAAGAGCUCACGCAUGCCGUGGAACGGAUCCGGAAACUGCUAUGCGAUACUACUCGGCGGCAGCGGAAUGGUACCUGAAGGCAGCCGAGAGUUAUCCUGAAGAUGACGAAUUCCAUUUUUGUCAACUUUCUGAAGAUUGCCUUUGAAGCUUGCUGGCACCGGGCUGAUCCAAUUCGAGAUAUUCUUCCUCUUUGUCAGCCCAUGCAAGAGGCUCUUCAAAAAAUGCGGGCCAUCUGGGAAUUCUCCUCGAACAAGGGUACGAUGAAUGAACAUGUCCAACAACUGAUCUAUUUCAAUGAAGGUGUUUUCACCGGUCUGAUUUCAAAAUUGUAUACCUUGGAUACUCCAUCGUCGCUGGUUGCGCUCCACAAACCAGAAUGAACGUAGUUACUUUGACGACGUACCUGAAGAACAGCAGCUUUUGUCCUAAUUCUUGCGAGUUGCGAACACUAAGUUGAAACGAAGAAGUCAAUUAUACAUCGCUUCAUUGCUGCUUCCAUUCUAUGAUACAAUAGGGACUGUACGGGUUUCGGUAUGCAGGCCGGACAAUCUCCCAUUUGCAGGCACCAUGCCUACAAUAGUGCGAUAUCGUGAUGUCCAGGGUGAUGGUGAUCAACUAUCUAUUGUGUAACAUAUC